This is a messenger RNA of Sinocyclocheilus anshuiensis, 347 nucleotides long. RefSeq names its product protein Niban-like. The record is from RefSeq and is a predicted model, not a curated record. Lineage: Eukaryota; Metazoa; Chordata; Actinopteri; Cypriniformes; Cyprinidae. The transcript is spliced from 3 exons. The annotation marks the transcript as partial.
UUUAGGGUCUUGCUAAUCUGUUCAUGGAGGACUCAAUGCCCUUUCUAGAGAAAGAAUUGGAGCCAUGUUUGAAAAGCAAGAGGGCAGACAAGAGGAGAGUGUGGUUUGCGACGGUUGAAGCCACUUAUUUCCUGCUGCAAGAGCAUCUAUUUGAAAGGAUGAAAACACUGAAGCAGGAGUGCCAAGAGAGGGUGAAACGACAGGAUGUGCUCAUGCGCUCUGAUAUGGACCAGAUCACCAGCUCAACAGCUUUCCUGGAGGGUAAACUCAGAGCCAUGGUAACUGAGCCAGCAACGAAAUACUGCACAGAGCAGGUGCAGCCGUACCUGCCAGCCAUCUUGGAGGAA